CUGGAUGUAAAUUGAGCCUGAGUUUCCAGGCGAGUGCUUGCUCUCUCUCAGCGUGUGUGUGCGUGAGUGUUUGUGUGUGUGUGUGUGUUAUCAUUAUUAUCCAGCCUGCUCAUGAUGGCCAGAUUCACCGAGACUGAAACGAGACGAGAGCAGCACCACCGUCUAGCGCACGGCAGCCUCGUCCUCGCAGCGCCAGCGCCGAACCAGCACCCGAACCAGUACCCGCCUCCCCAGCUCGCCCUCCCCAAACCCAUGAACGGCUCCGAGCCCAUCUCCAUACACCCAGACAGCGGCAGCAGCAUGAAGGAUCAGGACGCGAUAAAGCUGUUUAUCGGGCAGAUUCCGCGGAACCUCGAGGAGAAGGAUCUGAUGCCGCUGUUCGAACAGUUCGGGAAGAUCCACGAGUUGACGGUGCUGAAGGACCGGUACACGGGCAUGCACAAAGGCUGUGCCUUCCUCACAUACUGUGCCAGGGAGUCUGCAAUCAAAGCACAGAACGCUCUGCAUGAACAGAAGACGCUGCCGGGGAUGGCGCGUCCGAUCCAGGUGAAGCCAGCGGACAGCGAGAGCCGUGGAGAAGACAGGAAGUUGUUUGUGGGGAUGCUGAGCAAGCAGCAGAGUGAGGAGGAUGUGUACCGCCUCUUCCAGCCCUACGGAGUCAUCGAGGAGUGCACCGUGCUCAGGGGCCCUGACGGAAACAGCAAAGGCUGUGCGUUUGUAAAGUACUCCACACAUGCCGAGGCCCAGGCAGCGAUCAGCGCUCUGCAUGGGAGUCAGACCAUGCCACCCAGCUCGCCUUCUCUCCCCCUCCAGGGCGCCUCCUCCAGCCUGGUGGUGAAGUUCGCUGACACCGAUAAGGAGCGCACGAUCCGCAGGAUGCAGCAGAUGGUCGGCCAGUUUGGGAUCUUCAACCCCGCUGUCGCUUUGCCCUUUGCCACGUACAGCACCUACGCACACGCAUUGAUGCAGCAGCAGGCUGCUCUCAUGGCUGCCUCUCAUGGGGGGUACCUGGCCCCCAGCGUUGCGUUCCCAGCCGCUCAGAUCCACCAGAUGGGGGCCCUGACCCUGAACGGGCUGCCGGCCGCGCCCAUGACGCCAGUGUCGGGUCUCAGCUCUCCCCCCUCCAUCGCCCCCUCAGCAGUUCCCAGCAUCGUGACCCCCCUCGUGAAUGGCUUCACCGGGCUCCAUCACCAGGCCAACGGGCACCCUGCCGUGGAGGCUGUCUACACCAACGGCUUGCCAGCAUACUCAGCUCAAAGCCCUAGUGCAGCAGACACCCUCCAGCAAGCUUUCACAGGGGUGCAGCAGUACACAGCGAUCUACCCAGCGGCCACCCUGACCCCCAUUGGACAGCCCAUCCCCCAGCCCCCCCCUCUCAUCCAGCAGCAGAGAGAAGGGCCCGAGGGCUGUAACCUCUUCAUAUACCACCUGCCCCAGGAGUUCGGAGACAACGAGCUGAUGCAGAUGUUCCUGCCCUUCGGGGCGGUCAUCUCCUCCAAGGUGUUCAUGGACCGAGCCACCAAUCAGAGCAAGUGCUUCGGGUUUGUGAGCUUCGACAACCCGGCCAGCGCUCAGGCUGCCAUCCAGGCCAUGAAUGGAUUCCAGAUUGGCAUGAAGAGGUUGAAAGUCCAGUUGAAACGGCCGAAGGAUGCCAGCCGCCCGUACUGACAGAGGCCGAGAGCCAGCACUCCCUGUGCCAGCGCAGGCCAUAAGAAAAGAGGAGACAUCUUGGAGGAGUUUUACUUUUUUCUUUUAUAAAAAAAAAAACUAAAGCAGCUUCUUGGAGACGUAUCGGUGUUAAUUUAAGAAGCUGUUCCGGAGCAAAGCGAGAAGAUGCGCCGAUCCUCGACAGCGGAGAGCGAACACAAAGGAACAAACAAGCAAAACUCAGAUCGGAAACGUUACUGCAGCGCUGUCUUCUUAUCAAGACUGGAAUUUUUAAAUUAAGCAAAAAAACAAACAAAAAAAAAAAACUCUCCCCCCCUCCCUCUCUCUCUGUCUCUCUCUGUCUCGUCUCUGUCUCCUCUCUCUCUCUCCCCCUUCCUGUCUCUAUCUCUCUAUCUUUCUAUAUAUGAACAGCAGAGAGCUUGAGAUUUUUUGGUUUUACUUUACUGGACAAAUGAGGGUUAAAACUUGAAGAUUGCAGGAAAACAAGAGAGCGAUGUGGGAUAAAAACGAAAGGAAUCGCUUCUCCUGCAGGAGGACUGGCUGUCUGUCCCUCUGUCUGUCCCUCUCUCUUCUUGACAAGCUGAGGGGUUGCUGAGGUUCACAAGCUCUCCUUCUUUAAGGACCAAAGGACCAAACAUUUGUAUUGUUCUAAACUGUAAUGUAUAAUAAUAUUGAGGAGGAUUCGAAUAAUAGUUCAGGGUUUGGGGUGGAAAGAGGUUGGCUGUCUUUCUUUUAUUCUUAUUGAGUUUCAGGAUCAAACUAAUUGCUAAUGCUAUAAUAGAAGAGUAUUUAGUGGAGUAGAAUACUUUGAGUAGAUAUUGAUCAGGGCAUGCUCAGAACUGCAGUAACAGUGAAUCUUCAGUCAUGGGAAAUUUGUAUAAAAGUCUGAAGAGGUCGCUUUGUCUGGGACACGUCUUUUAGUUUUUAAAAGCACAGAAUGAAACUCGGCAAUAGCAACCCCUGCAGGUUUACAGUGCGCCCCUGCUCUAGAUCAUACACACACACACACACACACUCUCUCUCUGCGUGUCCUCGUACACCCAAUAGAUCACUAGCUAAUUUGUGGAAUCGGUGAUUAAAAAUGCACAGCUUUCAGCCAAGGUUAUAACCCUAUUAACAUUGCUUCAGCACACUCCUCAGCCCCCACGUCGGUUUAACCCUGCGUUGGGAUGGUCAUUGUCAUACACGCUCGCUCACUUUUUUUUUUUUUUUUUAAUGCCCUUUCUUUAUGCAUUCCAGGUCCUGAUAAGGAAACCAGCAGUGUGAUUUAUUUAACCCCACCCAUUUAAACAGAUGCGGAGACUGAGAUCCAGUGGGAUUUUACAUAGCACGCAGUGCCACCACGUGGACAAGCAAAGGUUAGGACAGACAUUCAACUCAAAUCCCAGACACUGAAAACGGGAAGCAAAGUAAAUAAGUGUUGCAUUGCUGCAAAUCCAGUGUAGCGCUCAGGUGUGCAGUUUCGAUACCGCGUGUGUUAGGAAUACAAACGCAGCAUCGUUAACCAAGGCCCAGUCCUGCGAAUAUGACAGUAGACACUGCUGGAAAAGUGCCUCCCGGGUCCAUAGACACACAGCAAUAAAAAGAGUCAAUGUCUUUAACUGGGGACUAAAGAACCCAAAUUACACAGACAGCUCUCGCCACAGAAGUGCCACCCGCUUCUUGCAAGGACAUUGCACAGCAGCUCAGUGCUGACCGAGCUGCUGGAGGACCUGCUGUAGCCUUGUUCUGAAGACACAGGAUCACGCAGCUUGCUCUGGGAAAGUGCACAGAGCUGUUUGCUUCAGUACAAACUGAAGGUCACGGGUUCUUUUAUUUAGCAGUUUAGCACACAGAUUUGUCCCCGUCAAAACAAGCCAGUCUCAAAAACCAGCACACACACUACAGUCCAUUCGCUAUUGCUAGACUGUUCCACCGCACGCCACGCACAUGCACACACACAGACACGCACUCAACAACACUCGAAUGACGUUGUUAUGGGCAAAACACUGGACUGUACGAAUGCCUUUUAAGAAGUUCAUUUUUUUCUAAUUGAAGUGUCUAAUGAGUUUAUUGAUUGAUGAAGCUGAAGACGUGUUUCUGAUGAAGCCUGACGCCUCGCAUUAGUGCCAUAUCACAACUAGAUCCAUCCGCAUUUAUUUCAAUUGUUUUUAACUGAGCCAGGAAUGAGAGACCUCCAAUAUUCGCCCUUAUAAAAGUUUCAAAAUGUAAUAAAGCACAGUGAAAGCAUUGUAAAGCACAGAGAGGUCUAGUAAAGCAUA
This is a messenger RNA of Polyodon spathula (Mississippi paddlefish), 3929 nucleotides long. RefSeq names its product CUGBP Elav-like family member 5. Gene Ontology annotation, biological process: regulation of alternative mRNA splicing, via spliceosome; mRNA splice site recognition. Gene Ontology annotation, cellular component: nucleus; ribonucleoprotein complex; cytoplasm. The coding region runs from base 112 to 1668 and encodes 518 amino acids. Gene Ontology annotation, molecular function: mRNA binding. The transcript has 13 exons. Lineage: Eukaryota; Metazoa; Chordata; Actinopteri; Acipenseriformes; Polyodontidae. The record is from RefSeq and is a predicted model, not a curated record.